Messenger RNA from Ceratitis capitata (Mediterranean fruit fly), 2285 nucleotides. RefSeq names its product E3 ubiquitin-protein ligase parkin (gene park). The coding region runs from base 421 to 1917 and encodes 498 amino acids. Gene Ontology annotation, molecular function: zinc ion binding; ubiquitin protein ligase activity; ubiquitin conjugating enzyme binding. Gene Ontology annotation, cellular component: cytoplasm; endoplasmic reticulum; Golgi apparatus. The record is from RefSeq and is a predicted model, not a curated record. The transcript is spliced from 7 exons. Lineage: Eukaryota; Metazoa; Arthropoda; Insecta; Diptera; Tephritidae. Gene Ontology annotation, biological process: regulation of mitochondrion organization; ubiquitin-dependent protein catabolic process; protein polyubiquitination.
CUCAAAGCUUUUGGCAAAUGGAUAAAACUUAUUUUGUGAAAAAGUCGCGUUGGGUUAUUUUCGAUAAAAAUUUGAAAAAGAAUUGUACGCCUGCGCCCUACAACAAAGUUGCUUCUUCGCUGCCUUGACAAAAAUUACAAAAAAUCGGAAGCAAAUAUACGUUCUUUGGUAUUGUGAUGUUUUGGAACUAGCCUUUACUCCUCCGGUAAUUGGCUUGUAACUUAGUGAAUCUUUUAACGAACACUGUAUUGUCGUGUAGUAACUGAAUGGAAUAACCUAUAAUAUAUGUUUACUCUUAUCAGCUGACUUAAAACUGUCACUGCCAAUAUGUUUGUUAUUGGACAUUAAAUUUUACUUCAUAACGAUAGUUCUCUAUAUUCUCUACUUUAUACUCUGUGUUCUAAGUAUACUGUAUUUGAAAUGAACAUUUUACUACGGUUGUUACAAACUUUAGUACAAAAAAUGCUUGCACUUUUGUCGUUUAGUCAGAAAACUAUCACGAAUUCGCUGAGUAUAUAUAUAAAAACUAAUACUGGACGAACUUUAUCUGUGAACUUGGAACCUCAAUGGGAUAUAAAAAACGUAAAAGAAAUCGUAGCACCACAGCUGGGAUUACAACCGGACGAGGUAAAAAUAAUUUUCGCCGGUAAAGAACUCAGUGACGCAACUACUAUACAGGAGUGUGAUUUAGGCCAGCAGAGCAUAUUACAUGCUAUACGAAGUAGGCCGAAUGCAGAUCCUAAGCGUCAGCGCUUGCAUUCCAUCCUGAUGGAAGAGGAAACACAGGAUGCAACGGGUGUAUCUUCGCUUACUGGCAGAACAGCUCCUUUGCUCACAGAAGAGCCAUCGAAACCGUUAUGUGAAACUUUAGUUGACUUGCAAUUAUUGAGUGAAGAACGAGUAAAUAUUAAUGAGGAAGACCGACAACGGUCUAGGGCUCACUUUUUCGUACAUUGUUCGCAGUGCAACAAGCUGUGUAAAGGAAAGCUGCGUGUACGUUGCUCACUAUGUAAGGGGGGUGCCUUUACAGUACAUCGGGACCCUGAUUGUUGGGAUGAUGUAUUGAAACCACGUCGCAUACCUGGUCAUUGCGAAAGCCAAGAAAUUGCAUGCUUCGACAAUGCUACUGGCGAUCCACCAUACACAGAGUUUUACUUUAAAUGUGGUGAACAUAUUUCUGGUGGUGAAAAAGAUUUUGCUGCGCCAUUGAACCUAAUAAAAAUAAAUAUAAAGGACGUUCCUUGCUUAGCGUGUACAGAAGUAAGUGAAACCGUCCUCGUAUUUCCUUGUGAAUCGAAACACGUAACCUGCAUAGACUGUUUUGAGCAAUACUGUCGAUCACGCCUGUCCGAGAGGCAAUUUAUGCCCCAUCCGGAUAUUGGGUACACAUUACCUUGUCCAGCGGGUUGUACAGAUUCUUUUAUUGAGGAAAUUCAUCAUUUUAAACUUUUGUCCCGAGAAGAAUAUGAGCGUUAUCAACGAUUUGCAACAGAGGAAUAUGUCUUGCAGGCAGGUGGCGUAUUGUGUCCACAGCCGGGAUGCGGUAUGGGUUUGUUAGUGGAACCAGAAUGUAAAAAAGUCACAUGUCAAAAUGGAUGCGGGUAUGUCUUCUGUCGUAAUUGCUUGCAAGGAUACCAUUUGGGUGACUGCUUACCGGAAGGUACAAAUUCUCACACGAGCGGCUCUUGCGAUUAUGCUGUUGAUCCAAAUCGUGCGGCUGAGGCACGUUGGGACGAAGCGAGUAAGGUGACUAUCAAAGUCAUGACUAAACCAUGUCCGAAAUGUCGUACACCCACUGAGCGCGACGGCGGUUGUAUGCAUAUGGUAUGCACACGAUCAGGCUGUAGUUUCGAAUGGUGCUGGAUUUGUCAAACAGAGUGGACUAGAGACUGUAUGGGCGCCCAUUGGUUCGGAUAAGAGUUUAAUUAUUAUUUAUUGUAAAUAUUCAAAGUGUGUACAUAUGUAGGCAUAAAGUAAUUGAUCUAAACAUGUUAAAAUUCGCAAAAGCGAAUUCAAGAGGCAGUCGAUAAAAAAGAGAUAAUAUUUCUUUCGAAAGUUGUAUAUUUAUUAUUGUUGUUGUAAUUAUUAUUUAAUGUAAAUAUUCAAAGUAUAUAAGUAGGCAUAAAGUGAAAUUACCCUAAACAUGUUAAAAGUUCGCAAAAGCGAAAUCAAGAGGAAUAACGUUUUUUCCGCAGAUAGUAGUUAUUGUUUACCGAAAUUGGAGAAACCUGUUAAAUAAUGUUAUUAAAUGAUUCGAUAGUCUUCGAAUGCCUCACUCUACAAAA